Molecule: messenger RNA, 1071 nt
Organism: Closterium sp. Naga37s-1
Lineage: Eukaryota; Viridiplantae; Streptophyta; Zygnematophyceae; Desmidiales; Closteriaceae
Source: the annotation of a GenBank genome assembly
GUCGAGUUGACUCCGGAAAUAUUCGGCACCAAGUUUGAUGUGAUUCUGAUUGAUCCCCCCUGGGAGGAGUAUGUGCGGCGGGCGCCGGGCAUGGGGGACGAGAUAGAGUGGUGGACGCCCCUAGAGAUCAUGGCACUGAGAAUCGAGGCCAUAGCAGACACGCCUUCUUUCGUCUUCCUGUGGGUGGGGGAUGCUGAGGGCCUGGAGUAUGGGCGCAUGUGCCUCAAGAAGUGGGGAUUUCGGCGCUGUGAGGAUAUUUGUUGGGUGAAGACCAACCGUGAGAAGCCUGAUAGCCCCUGGGGGCAUACUUCCGAGACUCUGUUUCAACACUCCAAGGAGCACUGUCUGAUGGGCAUCAGGGGCACAGUGAGGAGGAGCACAGACGGCCACGUCAUUCAUGCCAACAUUGACACCGAUGUGCUUAUAUCGGAGCAGCCGCCGUUUGGGAGCACGGAGAAGCCUGAGGAGCUCUACUCUCUGAUCGAGCACUUUGCCCUCGGGCGGCGGCGCAUCGAAUUGUUUGGCGCUGACCACAAUAUCCGGGCAGGCUGGCUGACCGUGGGGAAAUCUCUCACCUCCUCAAAUUUCAACCCUCAGGAUGCUUUUCUUCAUGCUGUUGUAUUCUCCGUGGCCGUGGUGGAUGCACCAUCUGUCCCGCUCCCAUUGGCCUUCGACCUGUGGAUGGACCGAGAGCUCAUCCCUUCCUGGAUGCCCUGGAUUGCUUCAGUAAAAGUGCGUGACGACAAACCAGAGCUCUCCACGUGGACCCUUCACUACACCGCGUUUGGGCAGAAUUUCGAGUUUUCAUGGCUGGCCAAGAACCUGCAGCCCAUCCACCAUCAGAAGAUCCACUGGAGAUCCCUAGAUGGUCUCCCCAACAGUGGGGCUGUCCGUUUCUUCCCCAGUGGUCCUAACGGCUGCAAGCUGGAGAUGACCAUUUCAUAUGAGGUGCCCGGCAUUCUCGUCCCCGUUGCGAACAGCCUAGCCCCAUUGGUGCAGAGCAUCAUUCAAGCCGACCUUGAGCGGUUUGUGGAGUAUGCCAAAAAGAUACAGCAGCAGAAGGCUAAAUAA